UGUUGACAUUCUCCUCGAGACUAUCGUUUCGUACGUACCACGUUUCGGGAUUGUGUAGUAUACAGACAAAUAAUACACAGAGAAAUUUAAAUUUCCAAUUAAGGAAACAGACAAAGGAGCCCAACGUUACUCUCUUUUGGUGUAAAUUUUUUGUAUUUAGUUGGUUAAUUAAUCGAGGAUUUUUUGAUUCAUAUGAUUCCUGCUUUUGAUGAGGACGAGGAGGAGGAGAAGGGAAAUUGAAUUGGUGAAUUUUGUGAUUAUCGGUGAUCGGGACAUUUGAUAAUUGGAUUUCGGCACGCGAAUCGCAGUUUGGACGGUGGGGUUUCUGCAGUUUCUCCACCUACCUUUCACGGGUUUGUGUUCUUUCUUCCAAUGUUCUUAUUCUUGUUGACGACGACCAUGAUUUUUUGACUUUUCGAGGUAACAUUCUCUCUUUAUCGGAAUUCUGCUGGCAUUCCUCGUCGGUUAUUUCUUGGGUUAGGAUGUAUGAAUUAUGUGGGAAUAAGGAUUAAUGUUGGUGUCGCUUUCUGGAUAUUGAUUAUCAGAGAGGAGCUGUUUUGAUCUCAUUUGAAGUUAUUUGAGGAGUUCUUUUAUGCUUUUUCAGCUUUUGAGUAUUUUAGAUAUAGGUCUUUCUUCCCCCUUUCUUGUUAGGAUUGACGAAUUGGCUUUUUGGCGUCUUCUAGUGGAUGCCAUACUCCUUGUUGUUUAUUGGAUUAGUUUGAAUUUUGAAUGGAUUGGAGGUUUAUCAGAGGUGUCAUUUUAACUUAACAACAAUUCAGUCUUUUUUGAUUUAGGUGGAGUUGCGGGCUACUAAAUGCUGUGAAAGAUUGCUGAUAGAGUGAUAGGUAUUCGGGUGAUUAGGGGAUUGGCCGAUUGGGUUAUAUGUGAAAGAAUAUGUUGGUGCUAUUUGAGGUUGAGUUUAUGGCAGUUAGGGGGUUCUAUUACUUCAUUUAGGCAGCUAUUAUAUUGAGUGUCAAGUGAGCACAUCAUAAUGAUUGGGACAAUAGAAUUGUCUCUUUAUGGAUGCACCCAAUAUGUCACUCUCUGAGCUGGUUGACUUAGUGAAAUCGUGGUUGCCCUGGAAGUCUGAGCCGACUAACGUGUCGAGGGUUUUCUGGAUGCCUGAUCAUAGCUGUGCGGUUUGCUAUGAUUGUGAUUCCCAGUUCACCUUACUCAAUCGUAGACACCAUUGUCGACUUUGUGGCCGAAUUUUCUGUUCCAAAUGUACAUCUAACUCAGUUUCCACUCCGUCGACUGACCCAAGGCCGGCCUGGGACAACCUAGAGAAAAUUCGGGUGUGUAAUUAUUGUUUCAGGCAAUGGGAAAAUGGCAUAACGACUUCUGAUAAUGGAGUCCAGGUUUUUAACCAGGAUCUUACUGCUUCACCAUCAGCUGCAAGUUUGGCGAGCACAAAAUCUAGCAGCACUGCUAACCGCUCCUACUUUACUGUUGCCUCGGUGCCAUGCUCACUUGAGUCUUGUCAACAAGGUCAACAGUGUUCUAGUCUUACCCCAUAUCAAUCAUUACCGUUGGAGACAAGCUCAGACAGGCAAUCUGAGGUAAAAGCAGGAAUGAGCACUGACUUUGUUGCAGACAUGGAGGAUCCAUCUCUUGCACAAUAUGGAUUUUCUAUACACAGGAGUGAUGUUGAGGAUGAUGACUAUGGUUCUUAUCAUUACGAUUCUGAAACAAGGAAUUUGCCCCAAGUCAAGGGCUACUAUGAUCAAGUUGAUUUUGAUGAGAUGAGCAAUCAUGAUGGGUUACACAAACUGCAGAUCAACGGAGAAUAUGUGGACACAAAAAGUUCAAGCGGUUUUCCAUUGCACAACAGUUUUGACUCGCUUGGUGUGAAAGAAAGACCUCAACUUGGCAAAAAAGAUGAGUGUGAGAAUUGUGAUGAAGCUGAGGUACCUUCCUCUUUAUGCGAUGGGGAGAAUGUCAAUACCGAACCUGUGGAUUUUGAGAAUAGUGGUCCUCUAUGGCUCCCCCCUGAACCAGCAGAUGAAGAGGAUGAGAGGGAAGCCAACACGUUUGAUGAUGACGAUGAUAUUGAGGGGAAUGCUGCAGGAGAGUGGGGUUAUUCACGUACCCCAACCCCAAGUAGUUUUGGAAGUGGAGAAUAUCAUAUUAAGGAUCAGUCAAUUGAGGAGCACAAGAAGGCCAUGAAGACGGUGGUUGAUGGCCAUUUUAGGGCUUUGGUGGCACAGCUAUUACAGGUAGAGAACCUUCCAGUGGACAAUGAUGAUGAGAAACAGAGCUGGUUAGAGAUUAUCACAUUGCUUUCAUGGGAGGCUGCGACACUAUUAAAGCCAGAUAUGAGCAAAGGUGGAGGAAUGGAUCCAGGUGGAUAUGUGAAAGUAAAAUGCAUAGCUUCUGGACAACGUUGUGAGAGUAUGAUUGUGAAAGGAGUUGUUUGUAAGAAAAAUGUGGCCCAUCGGCGGAUGACAUCAAAAAUAGAGAAGCCUCGCUUGCUGAUCCUUGGAGGAGCACUCGAGUAUCAACGGGUUUCUAACCUUCUAUCAAGUUUUGAUACUUUGUUGCAGCAGGAAAUGGACCAUUUGAAAAUGGCCGUUGCAAAAAUACACGCACACCGCCCUGAUGUCCUUCUGGUUGAGAAAUCAGUUUCUCGGUAUGCGCAGGAGUACCUUCUUGAGAAAGACAUAUCUCUUGUUCUUAAUAUCAAGAGGACACUCUUAGAGCGUAUAGCCCGCUGCACUGGUGCUCAGAUAGUCCCUUCAAUUGAUCAUCUCUCUUCCCAAAAGUUGGGCUACUGUGAGAAGUUUCAUGUGGAGAAGUUUCUGGAAGAUCUUGGUACUUCCGGGAAAGGAGGAAAAAAAUCAAUGAAGACAUUAAUGUAUUUUGAAGGAUGCCCAAAGCCAUUGGGUUGCACUAUUUUUCUCAGAGGUGCUAGCAGUGAUGAACUAAAGAAAGUAAAGCAUGUGGUCCAAUAUGGAGUUUUUGCAGCAUAUCACUUGGCAUUGGAGACAUCUUUUCUUGCCGAUGAAGGAGCUUCUCUACCAGAACUCCCAAUGAACUCCCUAAUAAUAAUGGGACUCCCAAAUAAAUUAUCAAGCAUCGAGAGGUCAAUAUCAACAGUAACUGGUUUCAGUUUCACUGCUGAUGGAAACACUCACGAACCUCAACCUAGUGACAAACCACAAAGAUCCCAUAGUGUCCCUAGUUCAUGUCUGGCCCCAUCAGUAAGCAGUGAUUCUGUUCACAAAGUGAAUAUAAAAUUCCCAGCUUCUUUCUCUGCUACUGGAGAGAGUGUUAUCUCAGAUUCUCAAUGUAACGAGCUUGUGCCAUCCCAUACACUUGAGAAAGAUGAAAUGCAUUCUGGAGAAUAUCUUCUGGCCGAUACUUUUUCAGCAAACAAUGGUCCGGCUGUCCUGGUUGAUGACACUGUUAAUGUUCUUGGGCCUUUACAAACAUGUGGACAAGGUGGUCUAGCAGAUGGUUCAGAGAAAUAUCACUACACCAUGGAUACGACUCAGGUUACCAAUUCAGAUAUAUCCUCCAAACAACACACUGGUAAAUAUCAUCUUGAGGAGCCACCUCUGAAAGAAGAGUUUCCUCCAUCUCCUUCUGAUCAUCAGAGCAUUCUGGUCUCCUUAUCGUCUCGGUGUGUAUGGACUGGGACAGUUUGUGAAAGAUCCCAUCUCUCUCGAAUCAAAUACUACGGAAGCUUUGACAAGCCUCUGGGUCGGUUUUUACGGGAUCAUUUGUUUGAUCAAAGUUACCAUUGCGGUUCAUGCGAGAUGCCAUCAGAAGCACAUGUUCAUUGUUAUACUCAUCAUCAAGGCACCCUCACCAUAUCUGUUAAACGGGUAUCAGAAAUACUCUUGCCUGGUGAGAGGGAAGGAAAGAUCUGGAUGUGGCACAGAUGUCUGAGAUGCCCCCGGACCAAUGGUUUUCCUCCUGCAACUCGGCGAGUAGCAAUGUCAGAUGCUGCGUGGGGUUUAUCUUUUGGAAAAUUUUUGGAGCUUAGUUUUUCAAACCAUGCAGCUGCAAGUAGGGUGGCAAGUUGUGGCCAUUCUUUACAUAGAGACUGCCUUCGUUUCUAUGGAUUUGGUGAAAUGGUUGCUUGCUUUCGCUAUGCAUCAAUUGAUGUUCUCUCCGUCUACCUUCCACCUUCAAAACUAGACUUUGACUUUGAGAACCAGGAAUGGAUUCAAAAGGAGGCAGAUGAGGUUGUUAACCAGGCAGAGCUUCUGUUUUCCGAAGUACUUAAUACUCUUCGGCAAAUUGUGGAGAACAGAGCUGGCAUGUGGCCACUUUACAGCAGCAUGAGAACAUCUGAAUUAAAACGCGUGACUGAAGAAAUGGAAGCAUUGCUACAAAUGGAAAAGCAAGACUUCGAGGUAUCACUGGGGAAAACCUUGAAAAGGCGAGUGGAGAAGGGCCACCCUGUUAUUGAUAUUCUCGAAAUUAAUCGUCUGCGUAGGCAAUUACUCUUUCAAUCUUUUAUGUGGGACCACCGGUUGACCUAUGCAGCCAGUUCAGUUAACAACACCUUGCAGGAUGGAUUGGGUGACUCAGUUUCGUCAUCUGACAAGAAACUCAUUCCUAAUACUGAGAAGCUCACUGAGAUGAACGAGGCCACCAGGCCUGUAAAUGGCUUUAGCAGUUGUGACUCGCUUCUUGUGGAUGUUAAACUUGGCAAAAGCCCUGAACUGGAAGAAGGAUUUGGUAGCAAUGUCAACUUGUCUGGCUUGAUUAAUCAAGAAGCAGACAUGGAUGGAAUGGAAGAUUAUGCUAAUCUUUCUGCUAGCUUGUACAUUGGCGAUCAAGCUGACGAUGCCAAAUCCAAAACUGUACAUAGGACUCUCUCUGAAGGAAAGGUACCUGUAAUGGAGAAUAUAUCACAAACCCUUGAUGCUGCAUGGACAGGGGAGGCUCACCCAGGCAUCACAAUGUUGACGGAUACUGCAGUAUGGGCACCCGAUUCAAUGUUGGCAGAUUCUUCAACUGAAGCUGUUGCUGUAGAGGAAAUAGAUGCAGAGUGCCAUACUGAAGACCAACGUUCUUCUCAGGUUAGCCGUCCUCUUUCACCUAUACUGGCCAUCAAAAGCCCUGAUGAUGUGGAAGACUCUGUAAACUGGCUAAGGAUGCCCUUCAUGAACUUUUACCGGUCGUUAAAUAAGAAUUAUCUCCGGAAUGCUCAGAAUCUUGACAAUAUGGAGUGUAGCCCUCUCUACAUUUCAUGCUUUUCGAAGUUGGAACUCCGCAAUGGGGCUAGGUUGCUUCUGCCUAUGAGUAUUAAUGACACUAUAAUUCCGGUGUAUGAUGAUGAACCCACUAGUAUAAUAAGUUACGCUCUUCUGUCACCAGAGUAUUAUGAACAACAAACUGAUGAGGGGAAAAACAUUAAAGAUGACGGAGAUUCUACAUCAUCCUUAAUUUCUCCCGAUCCAAUGAACCUUCAGAAUUCCCAUUUAGGUGAUGAAACAAUGAGUGAAUCACAUAGAAGUCAUGCUUCUGCAGAUGACAGCAAUCCAUCCUUGUUUAGAUCUCGUAGCUCCAUGAUAUUGGAUCCACUCUCUUAUACGAAGGCUCUGCAUGUCAAAGUUUCAUUUGAAGAUGAUGGGCCCCUCGGUAAAGUGAAAUACACCGUGACUUGUUACUAUGCGAAGCGGUUUGAAGCCUUAAGAAGGAUGUGUUGCCCAUCUGAGCUUGAUUUUAUUAGGUCUCUUAGUCGCUGUAAGAAAUGGAAAGCUCAAGGUGGCAAGAGCAAUGUCUUUUUUGCCAAGACCUUGGAUGACAGGUUUAUCAUCAAGCAAGUCACUAAGACAGAGCUGGAAUCAUUUAUACAAUUUGGUCCUGAAUAUUUCAAGUACCUUUCUGAAUCAAUUGGCACGAGAAGUCCCACAUGUCUGGCAAAGAUUUUAGGGAUAUAUCAGGUUAAUUCAAAGCAUCUUAAAGGAGGGAAAGAAUCGAAGAUGGAUGUUCUGGUCAUUGAGAAUCUUCUGUAUAGAAGGAAUGUGACACGCCUUUAUGAUCUUAAAGGAUCUUCCAGAUCACGGUAUAAUCCAGAUUCUAGUGGGAGCAACAAAGUUCUACUUGAUCAGAACUUAAUAGAAGCAAUGUCAACAUCACCCAUUUUUGUGGGGAACAAGGCAAAGCGAUUGUUGGAGAGAGCUGUUUGGAAUGAUACUUCUUUCCUUGCUUCAGUUGAUGUAAUGGAUUACUCAUUAUUGGUUGGGGUGGAUGAAGAAAAGCAUGAGUUGGUUCUUGGGAUCAUAGAUUUUAUGAGGGAGUAUACAUGGGACAAGCACCUUGAAACGUGGGUGAAGACUUCAGGCAUUCUUGGUGGGCCGAAGAACUCGUCGCCAACUGUCAUAUCUCCCAAGCAAUACAAGAAAAGGUUCCGAAAAGCAAUGACUGCAUAUUUCCUGAUGGUCCCAGAUCAAUGGUCUCCUCCUAUUGCUCCAAGUAAAUCAUGCACUGAUAUAUCUGAAGAGAGCACUCAAGGUGGGACUUCAGUUCAAUGACAUUGAGUCUCUUUACAUCGCCAUUUGAUAGCAUACCUCUGAAAUGCACUAGCUUGUGAAUUUUUCCUCAGCCUACAUUGUUUUCUCUCUUCUUCAUUUCAUUUAUUAUGUAUAGCAGUUCUGUUCUAAUUUUUGUAAGACACUAGGAAAUUUUUAUUGUUAGGAUAUGCAAAACAAGGCUAUUUUAAGCCACAGAAGUUUCUGUCAGGGGUUUAGUAUUGGAUUAGCCCUUCAUGACAUCUUUGUUCAUGCAAUUAAGCAUUGCAAGGUGCAUAUGUAUUUUCAUGUGUAUAUAUAUACAUAUAUAUAUUUUUUGUUUGAUUUAACACCA
Molecule: messenger RNA, 6822 nt
Organism: Tripterygium wilfordii
Lineage: Eukaryota; Viridiplantae; Streptophyta; Magnoliopsida; Celastrales; Celastraceae
Product: 1-phosphatidylinositol-3-phosphate 5-kinase FAB1B-like
Exons: 11
Coding region: 1020-6491 (1823 amino acids)
Biological process (GO): phosphatidylinositol phosphate biosynthetic process
Cellular component (GO): endosome membrane
Molecular function (GO): ATP binding; 1-phosphatidylinositol-3-phosphate 5-kinase activity; metal ion binding
Source: RefSeq, a predicted model, not a curated record